Drosophila subobscura is the source of this 1414-nucleotide messenger RNA. RefSeq names its product ubiquitin carboxyl-terminal hydrolase isozyme L5 (gene Uch-L5). Gene Ontology annotation, molecular function: cysteine-type deubiquitinase activity. Bases 95 to 1069 code for a protein of 324 amino acids. The transcript is spliced from 2 exons. Gene Ontology annotation, cellular component: cytoplasm. The record is from RefSeq and is a predicted model, not a curated record. Gene Ontology annotation, biological process: protein deubiquitination; ubiquitin-dependent protein catabolic process. NCBI's taxonomy places the organism in Eukaryota, Metazoa, Arthropoda, Insecta, Diptera, Drosophilidae.
CUGUGAGUUGACAAAAAUUGCUAGCAAACAGAGGGAGAAGCGUUUUUGUGGUUAAAUUGGCAAAUAAGGGCAAGUAAAUAAGAACCAAAUAAAUAUGGGCGAAGGUGCUGGCAACUGGUGUCUCAUUGAGAGCGAUCCGGGCGUGUUCACGGAACUGAUACGCGAAUUUGGUUGCGAUGGUGCUCAGGUGGAGGAGAUCUGGAGCCUGGACAGUGAAUCGUUCAAGAACCUGGAGCCCAUACACGGAUUGAUAUUUCUAUUCAAAUGGGUGCAGGAGGACGAGCCCGCUGGCAAGGUGGUGCUGGACAAGGAUGAUAUAUUCUUUGCCAAGCAAGUGAUCAACAAUGCCUGCGCCACACAGGCCAUUCUCAGUCUGCUGAUGAACCUGGAACACGAGGACAUCAAGCUGGGCGAGACGCUGACCAACUUCAAGGAAUUCUGCCAGUGCUUCGAUCCCUACAACAAGGGACUGACGUUGAGCAAUGCCUCGCAGAUACGCACAGUGCACAACUCGUUUGCCCGGCAGACCCUCUUUGAGCUGGACAUGAAGAACCAGAGCAAGGACGAGGAUCUGUACCAUUUUGUGGGCUAUGUCCCCAUCAAAGGACGUUUGUACGAGCUGGAUGGCCUUCGCGAGGGACCCAUUGAUCUCGGCGAGAUUAAGCCGGACCAAAACUGGAUCGAUGUGGUGCGCCCAAUCAUUGAGAAGCGCAUGCAGCGCUACAGCGACGGUGAGAUCCACUUCAAUCUGAUGGCCCUGAUCUCGGACCGUCAGCGCAUCUACGAGAAGCAGAUAGACAAGCUGCUCAACCCAGCUGCCGAUGCCAUGGACACGGAGGAAGAUCGUCAGACUGAAAUCAGCAGCUUGCGCUCCUACAUCCAGUACGAGAUCCAGAAGAAGAAGCGCUACAAGGUGGAGAACGUGCGUCGCAAACACAACUACUUGCCCUUCAUCGUGGAGCUGCUGAAAAUGCUGGGCGAGACCGGCCAGCUGAUGCCCAUCUACGAGAAGGCCAAGCAGCGGGCGCUGGAACGCGAGCAGGCGCAACGCAAAAAGGAGUCCAACUAAAAGCAUUUAAAAAAGUACUAUAGCUUAUCUCUCUUGGAUAGAACAGAACAGCCAGUUAAAUGCAAUUCAAAAUUGCUGCGAUUUCAAUAAAAACACAAACGUUUAAACAAUUAAGAAUGAAUGAAAGCAACAAAGGAAAACACUUACACUUACACUUACAUCUUUAGCUGGAUAGUAGUUAGGGUCUUGAACUGCCUUCGACUGUACUUUAAUUUUUAUAAACGCUCCUGAGCUAUCCUAAAUAUAUCUCUCUUCUCUGCUAGUAAUCGUACAGUACAUACAGCCCGUUCCAGGGUUAAGCUAAAUAUAUAGUGAAAAAUUUAAAUAAAUCGCAUUAAUAAAAAU